AUGGCGGCAGCCGGGUACAAGGUGACGUCGGUCCGCAAACUCGCUAUCUCGGACACCGACCAAGAGCCGCUCGAGUCCGCUGGCACGUCCGAGUCAUCGCGGCGGCGGCCGACCGAUGACACAGGAUCUCGCGGCGAGUCGAUGCAGACUGUCGAGACAAUUCCUGGCGCCUCCAUGUCGAUGCUGGACACAAUGAUGGUUCAGACUGGGCUUGGUCUGGAGGACGAGGACGUGCUUGUCCGCCAGCUGCGGCGCAAAUUCAACAAGAUGCGCAUCAUGCGCGAGACCCGGGCAGCCAUGGCGAGCUCGACCAAGUCCCUGGCGGGUGGAAAGUCGGCCGAAGCCCUGGACCUGCCGGAGGACAGCAGGCGAGCGAGCCGUAAGCGGUUGGAUGCUUCGCGCCGCUUUCGCCGGCGGACCGAGAUGCCUGGGCAGAAGGCGAAGAAUGCCAGCAUUGACUUUGAGGCGUGGAAGAAGGCGCACGAGCGCCUGCAGUCGUCAUCGACGUCGAGCACCUCGAGCAGUGCGUCGAUCGCAGCCAAGGACGAUGGUGCCGCCUUGAAAAGCAGCAAGCGGCGCAAGUCCAGCAGCAACUCGAUCAAGGCACGCAAGGGGAAGCGGCGUGGGAAAAGCAGCAGCUCGACGUCCGGGACCGGAGACCUGCCGCUGGGUCUCAACCAGACAAGCAGCUCGUCGUCUGAGGGCGCCGCAAAGAAGAAGAAGAAGCGGCAUGGGUCACGCCGCCUGUCGAGCCGAAGCCGACGGAGGAAGUCGAGCUCAAAAUCGGUGGAGAAGGACGAACCGACAGUGGAUAAGCACAACGAGGCCAAGCGGGCGCUGAUGCGCGAGCUAGCCAAGGAAGCACACGCGUCGAUGAAGAAUGUGGACGUACAGCUCUCAACAAGCCACGGUUCACCCUCGAGCGACGUGUUCUACUCGUCGGAGAGCAGCACAACAAGCACCUCAUCGUCGACCACAUCGUCGACCACGUCCUCAAGCAGCUCGAGCUGCACGAGUGUACCCCAGCCGGAUCCCGACACCAGGCUGGACGACCGGUGGCUCGAGGCACGGCGCAACUCGAUGUAUAACGCCAAGUCGCCAUCGAUGGACAAGCUGCGGUCGCUGGCGGAAACUUCGUUCGGGCUCUACACCUCGAUGCCAUGCUCGUCGGUAUUGAGCACAAAUGGCGACCUACAUUCUGCCCGGAUCUACAGCGAUGUGAAUGCAAGCCUUGGCUCGCUCCGGUUGUCACGGGCUGACCUUGUCCAGCACCUCAACGAGGGCAUGAACGAGCCGACUUUGGAGCCGGCGUCGCACCUGGAAGGCCACCUCGCGCCGAGGAUGGUGGCAACGAUGAGUGGGGAUACCAGCCCAGGCGUGCCACAGCCGUUCAAGCGUCAGUCGCGAGUCCGCUGGGAUCUGGCGGCUACCCAGGAGUUUGUCAUCGGCGAGCCGCAUGACGACGUGCUGUUGUCGACUUCGCUAGACUCGUCGUUGUCGUCUUCGGUUGGCCUGCCGAGGCUGGACAAGCCGCGGAGUGAGCUCAUCGCCGAGUUGAAGGCGUGGUCAGUCUCGUUCGAUGCUUCGAUUGCGGCCUUGUCGACGAGUCUCGUCGCUCCACGCGGGCAGAACAACUUUUCAGCCUCGCUUAUUACCGGGAUUCAGUCUGCGCCAACACCCGAGACUGCACCGCUCUUGGUCGAGCCGCUGAUGGAGCAGAUUAAGGAGGCGUAG
This is a messenger RNA of Thecamonas trahens ATCC 50062, 1734 nucleotides long. RefSeq lists its product as uncharacterized. The record is from RefSeq and is a predicted model, not a curated record. The transcript has 2 exons. Bases 1 to 1734 code for a protein of 577 amino acids. NCBI's taxonomy places the organism in Eukaryota, Apusomonadida, Apusomonadidae.